This is a messenger RNA of Gloeophyllum trabeum ATCC 11539, 2402 nucleotides long. RefSeq lists its product as uncharacterized. Lineage: Eukaryota; Fungi; Basidiomycota; Agaricomycetes; Gloeophyllales; Gloeophyllaceae. The transcript has 3 exons. The coding region runs from base 115 to 2094 and encodes 659 amino acids. The record is from RefSeq and is a predicted model, not a curated record.
GAACCCCGCCGAAAAAAAGCCAGGGUACGUCCCAUAAUAUGAAUUUAUAUUCACAGGGCGAAGUAACUCGGCAAGAAAUGGGCGGAAACCCGCUGGGGAGAGGAGCUGAGAAAGAUGAAGGAAGACCGUGGACCAUGGUCAACCAGGAGUGUUGAUAGCUUUGUCUGGAGCAUGGACCCGUGCCAGCAGCCGUUUACGGACCCUAUCAAAAUUCAAGAGUCCGGCACAAUCCUCACGCCUGACGCUGGAAGGGCCACCUUGCUCGAACCGGAAGCCAGGCCACCGUCAGUGCACCCCAUGGCUACUUCAGCGCAUCGGAUAUUUGCUGUCGCUUCGAUUCGACCUAGUGGCUUUCCAGUAGGGGAGGCGAAGUACAGAUGUGUGGCGGCCUUACGCACCGAGAGGUGCUCUGGGAUUGUCGCAGUCAAAGCGAUGCUCCGUUGUCUGAUCCUCGCGGGGCAAAGGGAGAACGCAGAGGUUAUUCGGGCUGAGCUCCGAACUAUCGAUGGGAAGUACGGUCGGUGGGGAGGCGACCCCAAGAUCCCCGACGUCCCAUGUCCGUACGUCGCCUUCGUGCUUGGGGCCGCCUAUACUACCGACUUGAGCACUCCUGGGGAUUUCUACUACUCCCAUGCCAGUUUCCUGUCCGCAGACAUAGGCAGUACCGAGGCAGGACCCGACGAUGACGGUAUCUCUGUGAUAGACCUCACAGACCCGUUCCACCCUACCUAUUGCUUUGUGUCGGUGCAAGGGCUGGGGACAUCUCUCCAGCCACCGCUCCUGCAUCCUCUGUCUGCCGCGCAAUAUCUACGCGCAUAUUUUCCAUCGCCAGCAGGGCUCGUGAACAUCGAAGCGGAGAUCCGACCCGUCUUGCCCAUAAUCCGGAGCUACAAGAUACUCGAUAGACAGGCUUUGUUUGAGGCCUGGCAGGCAGAGUACGGGAGCGAGAUCUUUCGGCUGAGCAUCGACAUUGCAGGCCCGUCUCCUCAGCAUAUCGCGUCCCUAGCGGAUAUGGCCAUCGCUCCCGCAAUGGAGCAUGCGGUGCAGACAGACGACUUCUCUGGAAUUGCGGAGGCAUUGAUCAUGCCCGGCAGGGCCAAGGUUGUGCGGCAUCUUUUGAAGAGUAUGCAAGCCAUCCCCAAUUCUGCCAUACCUGUUGUUCUGCAGCUUCUGCCGACGGACGAGAUUCGAGAAGGCCGCCUAGAUCUGUCUGGCUUUGACCUCUCUACGGAGCAAAUCCAGGAGGUGAUAGCCUAUGCCGGACAGCAUAUAGGAUGGCUCGACAUAUCCUUCAAUCCCAAGGUGUCCGCCACUACGGUGCACAAUGUGAUCAUGGCGUUACCGCGCCUUCGUCGGUUGGUCCUGAUGGGAUGUUCCGGUCUAUCGGGCGAGGACUUGACUGCGCUGUUCCGGCGAGAACGCCACCUGUUUGCGAACAUGGAGUGUAUCGUACAUCCAUUCGUGUUCUCGUUCCAUUCCUCACCGAUGAACUGUCUCUCUGUUGUGACCCUUGCAACCGACCAUGGUGCUGUGGCAGUUAGCGUGCCAUUUGCAACACCACGCUGUAUAGUCCAGAACUUGGUGGACUAUCUGAAGACGUUCAUGCCACGCGAGGGAGUCGUCUUCCCAACGGCGAGUACGAGGCCAUGGAUAGCCAGAGCUGCCUUCGCGGCUGCACCUAGGAGAAGGGGGCAAAGCUGGAAUGAAAGGAGCCUCGUAUGUAUCCCUGCGUUCUCGGGGGCCGUAUUCGAUGGAGAGGGUUGGAUGUUUCUCUUGAAGGAUGACACGGCUCGGGCGCGGAAGACCUGGGGCUUCAUCAGACUUCGCCCGUCUCUGGAAGGCGGUCAUAGGCCCCAUACCGACCCCAUCCAGCCGCACGAUGUCCGUCACGUAGACGACGGCUCUGCACUCACUUGGGAAAUACACGGUCUCCCCUCCUUUCUCGAUAUCAUAUCGCAAGGCCAGGAAACGGCCCCCGACGAGGCUGUACGGGAAUUGGAAGCGACGCUGGAGAGACUGAGGCAAGAACGAGGCUGGGAACUGAUGAACUACGAAGAUAUUCCCGUAGACGAAUUCCAAGCGCUCAGACAGUGACGGCGCAGUGCCAGUACCAGAGAGAUAUGUCUUCGACGCAAGGGUCAGGGCUGUCCAGGAAUUUUGAGGAAGCCAUCACAGUUAUCAUCGAGACCAGAGAUAUACAACCAAGGGUUCAUGAAGGAACACGUAGCGAGUUGUCGGGACUGUCUACCAAGGAAUAUGCGGCUGCGCUCGCGUUCUCACUGAAGCGCAUUCGUCAGUCGUCAUCCGGGGCACAACUAGUCCGAACGCAUCCUCCAUUACAAUUCAAAUCUCGCGACCUCCCAGCAACGAAACACUGGGUUGAUUCGUAUCAAUGUCAUUGA